This is a messenger RNA of Spea bombifrons (plains spadefoot toad), 1933 nucleotides long. It is a transcript of the gene STX7, whose product is annotated as syntaxin 7. The record is from RefSeq and is a predicted model, not a curated record. The transcript has 10 exons. Gene Ontology annotation, molecular function: SNAP receptor activity; SNARE binding. The coding region runs from base 162 to 938 and encodes 258 amino acids. Gene Ontology annotation, biological process: vesicle fusion; intracellular protein transport; vesicle-mediated transport. Gene Ontology annotation, cellular component: SNARE complex; membrane; endomembrane system. Lineage: Eukaryota; Metazoa; Chordata; Amphibia; Anura; Pelobatidae.
CCUGCUUGAGAACUGAGUAUGUGCAGAACUGUCAGGCUGGGAGGAAGCGACUGAGGCCGCUGGAGAGACUGGAAGCCACCGCACUCAGGUACGUGUGGGACGGCAGUCGGUAUAAUCGGCCUGGCCAUUUCUAAUAAGAACAAAGUUCCAAUUUUGCAGCUAUGUCUUACAAUUCUGGACGAGAUGCAGGGCAGCUUGCUCAGACGAUAUCGACAAACAUCCAGAAGAUAACACAGAACUCUUCUGAAAUCCAGAGAAUAGUGAAUCAACUUGGAACAGCACAAGACACUCCAGAACUAAGGAAUCAACUACAACAGAAAAUACAGUACAUAAACAAGAUCGCUAAAGAAACAGACCAAUGCUUGAAAGAUUUUGCUUCUCUGCCUGCAGAAAGUGAUCAGAGGCAGAGAAAAUUGCAGAAAGAUCGACUUGUGAAUGAAUUUACUGCAACACUGACAAAUUUUCAGAAAAUUCAAAGAAGGGCUGCUGAAAAGGAAAAAGAAUUUGUAGCCAGAGUUCGCGCAGGGUCCCGAAUAUCUGGAGGUUUACCAGAUGAAGGUCACAAGGAAGGAACAUUGGUCAACUGGGAAAAUGAGGGUCUAUCGCAGGCAACAAUGCAAGAAGAAGAAAUAACAGAAGAAGACCUUCGUAUUAUAGAGGAAAGAGAAUCUGCUAUAGAACAGCUUGAGGAGGAUAUCAGAGGCAUAAAUGAAAUAUUUAAAGACUUGGGUAUGAUGGUCCAUGAACAGGGAGAUAUGAUAGAUAGCAUAGAGGCCAAUGUGGAAAAUGCAGAUGUGCACGUCCAGCAAGCAAACCAGCAACUGGCCAGGGCAGCAGAGUACCAGCGCAAGUCAAGGCGGAAGAUCUGCAUCAUCAUUGCAGUACUGCUUGUGCUGGCAACGGUUAUUGGACUGAUUAUCUGGGGAGCCACUAAAUAAUAGUCAUCUAAUACUGUCCAGAUAUUUGUACAACACUUAACAAGAAAUUAGAGGCUCCCAUUCUUUCAAAUCGAUGAAGGCAAAAAAAAGAAAUCACGUACAUCUUGGUUGUGAAUGAGUUGCUUUGAUUUAGCUACUGGUCAGUGUCAUGUAUAUAUAUAUAUAUAAAACGGCCUGGGCUAGCUUACAGGACACACAGCAAAUACCCAGUCUUAUUUUUCAAAUGCAAAGGCAUGCGAUCACUUAAUCUUAAUCUUUCAACCUGUUUUAAACAUAGCAGAAUGCCCCAUACAUUUUAGUCUGACGGGAAUAAAUGUACAUGGCUACAUGUUUUGCAUUAUUGGGAUUAAAUAUUUAAAUUAAAUAUGGAGGCAGAUACGGUUACCAGGGGAGUGCAGACAGCCACAAUUACAAGUGUGACUCUGAUUUAAAGUUUUUAGGGCAUUACUUUAGGGCUUUUUCAUGCACUUUGCCUUCCACUCCACAUAUAGUUACAAUCACUUUAGGCUGCAUUUACCUUUUGACCAGACCUUCCUCUGACCUAUUUUAUCUUCUGUUCAGCCCGUUUCUGUAAAUGUGUUGACCAGGACCUGGUAGUAAGCCAAAAACAAGAAAGAACAGUCAAAAAUGUGGUUUAGCAACAACAUUUCUUGCUUGCAAAAGUUACUCCGAACAAAUAGGUAUGUGACUGUAAAGGUGGAAAUUGACUGAAACAUCUCAUAGAAUACACAAAACUAAAGGGGUUUAUAUACCUUUUUUUGUGUUGACACUUAAAGAGCCAUACCCAAGUAAAAGAAGAAAUUGCAUAGACUAGUUUAUAUAAAAAGCUGCUGCUUGUCUCCGUCUGCUGCCUUGUCCCUGAUGUUCUCAGCAGAAGCCGGUCUCUUGACCAUUUAGAAGUCAGCUGUGUCUGUACUGCCUAAUAAUAUCUUCACGGUUAUGGGACAAAGUGGAACCAAACAUAGACAAGUAGACACGUUUCGUACCAAAACAAA